AAAAAAAAAAAUCAUCAUUUUCAUUUUCAUUUUCAUUUUCAAUCUCUACCUGAAUCUGAGUCAAAAAAAGAAAAAGAAAAAGAAAAAUCUCUAUCUGAAUCUCAAUCUCUGCGCUAUUCCACACUCCAAAAUCAAAAUCCCCAAAAUUCUCUAUAAACCCUAGAUUCACCAACCUCGUGACGCAAGCGAAAAUUUCCAGCUCCAAGGUGAUUCUUGUUGGUGAAAUUGAUGGUUGAAUUUUCAUCUGUGGGGGUUAUUGUGAAGAUUGGAGAGUAGCGAAAUUUCGUGGUGGAAUUGUAGUGGUGGUUUUUCGUUGUUGUUGUUGAGUAUGCAUAGAUCUGGUGCAACGAUGGCUUGGAACGUGUUCAAGUUCUGCACGGCUUUGCGAGGACUUGGUUCGAUUAUGAUUCUGUUGGUUCUUGGUGUUGUUGGGGUUACUUAUUAUGCUGUUGUUAUUACCAAUUAUGUUCCUCUUAUGUAUAAUGGAGGGUUUGAUUGUCUUAUUGCAAUCUUCGUCUUGAUCUUGUUUCAUAGUUUGUUGGUUAUGCUAUUAUGGAGUUAUUUUUCUGUUGUUUUUAUCGAUCCGGGAAGUGUACCUCCAAAUUGGAGGCCUACAAUUGAUGAGGAGAUAGGAGAGGAAGAUCCAUUAGUUGGUGCAGAAUUCAUGAACGCGGUGUCUGAUCCGUCCAAUCAAAGGAUUCGGUACUGCAGGAAGUGCAAUCAGCUCAAGCCGCCUCGAUGCCAUCAUUGUUCAGUUUGUGGGCGAUGUGUACUGAAGAUGGACCACCAUUGUGUGUGGGUAGUUAACUGUGUCGGGGCCCUAAAUUACAAAUAUUUCCUUCUUUUCUUGUUCUACACUUUCCUCGAGACGAGUCUAGUGACUGCAUCCUUACUGCCGCAUUUCAUAGCAUUCUUUAGUGAUGGAGAAAUUCCCGGAACACCUGGCUCUCUUGCUACAACUUUUCUUGCGUUUGUUUUGAAUCUGGCUUUCGCAUUGAGUGUGUUGGGAUUUCUUAUCUUGCACAUAUCAUUGGUGGCUGCUAAUACAACCACUAUUGAGGCAUAUGAGAAGAAAACUACUCCAAAAUGGCGUUACGACCUUGGCCGUCGUAAAAAUUUUGAGCAGGUUUUUGGGAUGGACAAGAAAUACUGGUUCAUUCCUGCUUAUUCAGAAGAAGAUAUACGAAGGAUGCCAGCUCUACAAGGUCUCGAGUAUCCAUCAAAACCCGACUUCGAUUCCCAAUAGUUUAAAAACACAAAGGUCAUAUUUGGUUUAAGUUUAAUGCUUUCAUUUCUAGUUUCACUUUUAAUAACAAAACUUUCCCGGUUUUCAUUCCAUUCAUGGUUGUUUCGAAGACAUGUUUUACUUUUCAUGUACAAAUCUCUAAAACCAAGAAACAAAAUGAACACCGGAAACGUUUUAAAAUAAAAAGUGAACACAAAAAAAUGAAACCAGAAAACAUCUUCUCAAACCAAACAGAAAUGUACACAUUAUGUAACAAAAAACACGCGGACACCGGAACCCUUACUUACAAAUCCGGCUUGUAAGAAAAUCUAAGCUCUGAGCAAUUCAUCUGCACAAACACCUAGUAUGAUUAUGAUUUUUUUGAUUUUUAUAA
Messenger RNA from Vicia villosa (hairy vetch), 1619 nucleotides. RefSeq names its product probable protein S-acyltransferase 14. Gene Ontology annotation, cellular component: endoplasmic reticulum; Golgi apparatus. The transcript is spliced from 7 exons. Gene Ontology annotation, biological process: peptidyl-L-cysteine S-palmitoylation; protein targeting to membrane. The coding region runs from base 329 to 1246 and encodes 305 amino acids. The record is from RefSeq and is a predicted model, not a curated record. Gene Ontology annotation, molecular function: protein-cysteine S-palmitoyltransferase activity. Lineage: Eukaryota; Viridiplantae; Streptophyta; Magnoliopsida; Fabales; Fabaceae.